This is a messenger RNA of Moneuplotes crassus, 460 nucleotides long. The record is from the annotation of a GenBank genome assembly. NCBI's taxonomy places the organism in Eukaryota, Ciliophora, Spirotrichea, Euplotida, Euplotidae.
ACAAGCAAAGUAUCAGGUAUAAAUAAACUGCCGCAUACAUUCUUCUACAAAAAGCCCUCGAUGUCACUUGAAAUCCAGCAGGACUACACCUUGAAGCAGAAGAAGUCAAGAGGUUCUAAAUAUAGACUAAACAAAUCUAAACCCUAAGACUAUGCUAAGAAUAGACAGCGUUGAUCACUCUAUUAAUGAGCCACAAAUCAUGAGCACAAAAUGAAUGAUGUCUCAGCCACAUUACUUAUUCCGUAAGAGGAAGAGUUUGAAGAUGAUAUCGACUAGGAACACUUUCACAAGGUCCAAAACUCGCAGGACUUCUCCAAAGACAAGCAAGUUCAGCCCCCGGUCAGUGAUGAACCUUAAAUCCAAGGAGAUUCUGUACAAAUCCUUCUUGAAAGAGUUUAGAGCGGCGACCGAGGGCUAUGGGAGAAAUCUCUCUAAAGAUGAUUUAGAGCAUAUCUUGAAC